This is a messenger RNA of Epinephelus lanceolatus (giant grouper), 2888 nucleotides long. NCBI's taxonomy places the organism in Eukaryota, Metazoa, Chordata, Actinopteri, Perciformes, Serranidae. The record is from RefSeq and is a predicted model, not a curated record.
CACACAAACACACACACACAAUAUAAAGUGAAACUAGAAUAAAAGCAGACUGAGAGGACAGGAGAAAAGACACACAGGACAGUGAUCUGGUAGAUCCAAAUACUUUAAGUCUUCACUUAUCCUCAUCUAACAACAUGGACGUGCCAAACACAAGGAGGAUUGUCCUACUGGGAAAAACUGGAGUUGGAAAGAGCAGCCUGGCUAACACCAUACUGGGAGAGGCUAAAUUCAAAAUAAACAAUUUGAAUGAUUUGGAAACACAAUGUUCUCCUGCCGAGACCAAAACUAUCAAUGGAAGAAGCAUCACUGUGAUCGACACUCCUGGUUUCUUUGACACAGAGAGAUCUGAGAAACGUGAGAUAGUGAGGUGUAUCACAGAGUGCGCUCCUGGGCCUCAUGCUUUUCUCAUUGUGCUUAAAGUGGAGAAAUUCACAGAGCAGGAGAAGGCUGUCAUCACGCAAAUAUGUGAAUAUUUCUCUGAAGAUGCUCUAAACUAUGCUGUAAUUGUCUUCACUCAUGGUGACCAGCUCCCUGAAGGAAUGAAAAUGGAUGAGUAUGUCAAGCAAAGUGAGGGUUUGAGUGGUCUGGUGAAGAAGUGUGGAGGCCGAUGCCACGUCGUCGAUAAUAAAUACUGGAAGACCAACAAAGAGGACGAGUACAGAAGCAACCAGUUUCAGGUGGAAGAGCUGCUCAAGACCAUAGACAAGAUGGUGAUGGAAAACAACGGAAGAUACUACACGGAUGAAAAGCUACAAGAAGUGGAAAGGAAAAUACAGAAAGAGGAGGAGCGCAUUAGAAAGUCAUCAGAAAACUUGUCAGCGGAAGAGAUCAGGAAGCAGGCCAGAAGCAACGUCUUUAAGAAGCAGGUGAACAAUGGAGUCUGGGCAUGGAUUAGAAGUUUAGUGGGUUUUGCAGUUGUAGCUGGAUUACUUGCAACUGCCUCAGCUAUGUUGAUCAAUUCAAAACAUUUUAGGGUAUUAAGGGAAGCACCACUAUUAAAUGAAGAAUUAACAGCACCAGCAUUGGCAGAAGUGGUGAAAGAACAAGCUGAGGCAGCUUUAGGCAUGUCUCCGCCAGCCAGUACAGUAGGACACUUAUUUGAGUUUUUGGACAAACUUUUCAAAUUGUUUGAAAGAACAUACAAUCCUACAAAUCCAUUUGAAUGAAUAAAAUAAAACAGCAGGUGUCUUCAAAGAGGUUCAAAAUGACAUAUGACAUGACAUGUUGCAAUCCUAAACAGCUCAUUUAAAGUACUAUCAUUUUUGCUGAACGUGUAAACCAAUGGUUCUCAACCAGCGGUCUGGGGACGCCCACUGGUCCUUGAAGGAGUCCCAUGGGUCCCCAGAAAAAUGGUAAAUAGAUUAUUUCAGCCGGUUCCCAUUCUGAAGUCAUCACAUACUGCUGCUUUGUCAGUGAUUUUGGCAUAUGACCACCUUUUGUAUAAUGCACCACCAGGCAACAUCAGUUUCACAUGUGGCCAGAUGGCACCUUUCCCAGUGUUAUGAUACGCAACUGGUCAGCUGGACAGCAUCUUUUGCGGCAGCAUGAUACGCUGACAUGUGGCGUCAGUUCAUAAUGCAGCUGGAUGCAACUGGAGUGGUGGUUUGAUACCCUGCUGUAUGGCGACGGGUUGAAACGCUGCCAGUAACAAUGUAAUAUAAGGAGCUGGAACAUCCCUGUAGGGUGGGUGGGAGUGGUGGUGGAUGGGUCCAACAAACCCCGGACUUUCACCCUGGAGCCCGGUGUACACUUCCUGAAUGGAUAUAGAGCAUGACAGUUUUUUUUUCUAAACCUAACCACAUGCUUUUGUUGCCUAAACCUAACUCUGUACUCUUGAUAUCCCACGUUGGUUGUGGCGUCCCGGAAAGUCAACAGCAGACAAAGGAGGAUACCUAGCUCGUAAUAUGUAGACGUGAAAGGCCACUGACAGAGCUACGAUAUGUGAUGACUUGAGAUGAGAACAUGUUGAUUAUUUUCAUUGUUUAAUUCACUCUAAAAGUGAGCUCAAUGUGAGAAAGAGUCAUAAGAGUAACUGUUGUGAUCAUAGGUUUCACUUCCUCCAUGGUUAUCUCCUCAAUUACAGAAUUCUCGUCCUAAUCAUAUUUGACAACCAAAACCUUUUCAGAAGCCAAAUCUUAUCAAAUUUGAUUCCAAGACCUAAUGUGUAUCAAUUCAGGGGCCCUUGACAUGAAAAAGGUUGAGAAACACUGGUGUAAGCUACAAAAUGAAUGAAAAAAUCAAAUAAGUCAUUGCAUCUGUGCUUUAAACUUUGUACUAGUUCCUGUCAACUGAAAAGAGAGCCACUUUGAAGCACUGAGUGAAUAAGCAGGGGUAGCAAACAAUAUUCAGACAAUGUAUUAGAAAUGUAAAUAUAUAUGUUUCUGGCACAUUCAGUUUGAUCACGACUCUAAAAUAAUUGUUGGGUCAUGGUGUUUUAAAGGGGCAUGUCAAUAACUGUACAUGUGUAAUUCAGUUUACUCGUCUUAUGGAGCACUACUCAGACUGUAAAAAUUGUUGUACGAUGUCUUCCGUGUAUAGAAGAGUUUUCAAAGUGUGAAAAAUAAUUGUUUUUGCUUGAUACUUAAAAUGCUCGCAUUACAAACUGGAGGUGUGGGGUUUAAAGAUGUGGACAUUUAGAGGGCAAGGAGUGCCUUUAUUGAAAGACUCAUGACUCAUACUGCAGACAAGAAGUCUGACGAUCUCUGUCUCUGCUUUGAUUUUUUUUUAAAUCGGUCUCUUGUAAGUCCUCAAAACUUUAUAGAAGUGCAAUACUAAAUCAUGGGUGUACCCUUUAAUGGUGAUGAUUUUCUGUUUUCUCAGUAUAUUUUGUGUUAAUAUGUGUCAUUUUGUCAUAAAUGAUUUAUGUAACAAUAAAACCUCUGACUGGU